AUGCAUUCAGCUAAUUUGGAGGUCAUCUUUCUCGGAACGGGCACUUCGUCGAGCCUGCCACAUAUAGAAUGCUUGACUGCAGGACCCGACGAUCGUCCGUGCCGGACGUGUCUUUCGACGCUCACUCCAGAAGGGAAGAAGAACAUCAGGAGGAAUACCUCGGCCGCUCUGCGAAUCAAUGGGAAAGAUGGGAAGCAGCGGAUGAUCGUUAUAGAUGUCGGCAAGAACUUCCAGGCUGCCGCUCUCGAAUGGUUUCCGAAGUAUGGCCUGCGAAGAAUAGACGCCGUUCUCAUCACACAUGCACAUGCUGACGCUAUGAAUGGGUUGGAUGACCUACGAGCGUGGACCUUGAACGGAGUGAUACAGCCGCACAUCGAUGUUUACGUUUCAAAGGCUACGUUCACCGAGGUCCAAAGGUCUUUUCCUUACAUGGUGGCGAAGGAGUUCGCAUCUGGCGGCGGAGACGUAAGUGAACCUGUUGUACCGGAGUUCAAGUGGCAUAUCAUCGAAGACAAGGUUCCAUUCGAAAUUGAAGAUACAGGCAUAGAGAUCACUCCUUUUGCCGCGUCGUCACCCACACGUCACUCGCCCGAUCAAAACGCCACACUACUUCCCAAGAUCCAUCCUUACAUUUGUUUUGGAUUCAAGAUAAAUGAUAUCGCAGUAUAUCUCUCCGACGUCUCGCAUAUUCCCGAUGAUUCUUGGGCGCUUUUAGAGGAACCCCUCGUUAACGGUCAGAGCGAUUCUGCUAUACGGCAUCCCUACGCCGUCGUUGUGCUUGACUGUCUGCGACUGCAUCCGCACACAUCACAUCUUGGGAUCAAGGACGCUACCAACAUUGCUCGCCGACUUGGCGCACAACGCACCUAUCUUACUGGUUUUGGCCAUGAAGUCUCUCAUGACGAGUACGUCACAAUUGGAGAGGCCGUGGGAGGUAAAGAAGUACAGAAUGCGAAUUUGUCUUCCGUUGAACGGAGAGGUAUCAGCUUGUUGGACAAGGGGAAGUCGAUAUGGCUUCGCCCUGCGCAUGAUGGAUUGCAGGUGGUUGUGGCAGAUAACAGGAAGGUAAAAGACAGCACCUACGAAUUCUAG
This is a messenger RNA of Heterobasidion irregulare TC 32-1, 1092 nucleotides long. RefSeq lists its product as uncharacterized. Lineage: Eukaryota; Fungi; Basidiomycota; Agaricomycetes; Russulales; Bondarzewiaceae. The transcript has 6 exons. The record is from RefSeq and is a predicted model, not a curated record. Bases 1 to 1092 code for a protein of 363 amino acids.